AUGCGUGCUGUGCACAUUCUCCUCUCUCUGGCGACAGUGUCGCUGGCCGCCCCAACGAACUAUUUUGAUGGCGUCUACGAAUUCUCGGAAGAGCUCGCAGACUUUUACGGCAAAGUGAGCAUGUACAUCAACGGCGCAAAGCAGAGCACAUCUCCAUCGGCCACUUGUGAUUCAACAAAGAUUGCCCUACCCUCAUACGCGUCUGAGUGGCAUCCAGACCAAGAUGGAGUCUCGCCAAUGUACGUGGCUCUGGGAAGAGGAACACAGAAUUACUCCUGUGCCGACUCCACAUCCCAAUCCAAACCAGUUCUGGUUGGUGCAGUUGCCAAUCUCUACAAUGUGACUUGUCUAGCCGCAGACUUCCCUGAUCUGGUGCACCUUCUUCCCGAUAUUGCCUACAAGAUCACCCUCCCCAGCGAUAACCGAGCAGCUUUUCCACCGGCAAACCUAGGGCUGAUGGGACAUCAUUAUUUCGUUGGUUCAGUGCCUACCUUCAAUCUCGACACCACUCCAACCAAGCAAUUUGGAAUAGCUCGAACAAAGAAAGUAGAUUCAAUCAAGGCCCCUGCGAAUGCUGUCAAGGGAGAGCAUGGUGCCGUCGCCUGGCUUUACUUGUCAACUAUCGAGAAUACUGUUGGUGACUACAAGAGAGUUUAUCGAGUCGAUACAGCUUCGGGUAAUGCGCCCAGCACCUGCGAGGGCCUUCCAGCAGCUUUCGAGAUACAAUACUCUGCCAACUACUACUUCUUUGGGAAGUAA
This is a messenger RNA of Penicillium diatomitis, 759 nucleotides long. RefSeq lists its product as uncharacterized. The record is from RefSeq and is a predicted model, not a curated record. Lineage: Eukaryota; Fungi; Ascomycota; Eurotiomycetes; Eurotiales; Aspergillaceae. The transcript has 2 exons. The coding region runs from base 1 to 759 and encodes 252 amino acids.